Messenger RNA from Gryllus bimaculatus (two-spotted cricket), 7724 nucleotides. The record is from the annotation of a GenBank genome assembly. NCBI's taxonomy places the organism in Eukaryota, Metazoa, Arthropoda, Insecta, Orthoptera, Gryllidae.
UAUUAAUUGAAAUUUGAUAUUUUAAAGAAUUUUAAAUUUUUAGUACAUAUUUAUAGUAUUGAAUAUUUGGAAAGAGAAUUUGAGUUUUCAGGGAUGUUCUAGUAUCGAUUUGAGUGACGUAUAUGUCCGUAAUGUCAGAAGGUAGCGGGUGUUCUCGGGAGGAGUUAGGAAUGUAUUGAAUUGCGGAGUAAGCGUACAACCCAUGUAAAAAUGCAUUACCAUCUAAUUAUCUUGUGUUAAUUGAGUAAUGUUCUUCAAUACUCUAACCUGAGCGGGGAAAGUUGAAGAUUCUCAUAAACUUGGCAUCAUGGCUUCUCCUGCAGUACCUGUUGACCCAUGGGUAAUCCAACCACGAGAAAGAGCUCGCUAUGAAGAGCAGUUUAAAUCUUUACGUCCAGUAAAUGGGAUUGUUACUGGAGAACAAGCCAAAGGUUUUCUUCUACAAUCCCAGUUGCCACCUGCUGUGUUGGGCCACAUAUGGUCAUUGGCUGACACUGAUGCUGAUGGUAAAAUGAACAUAAACGAGUUUAGCAUUGCAUGUAAGUUGAUCAAUUUGAAACUGCGUGGAUUUGAAUUACCAAAAGCACUCCCUCCUAGUUUUUUGCAGCAUGUCACUAGUCCUCCAAGUGUUUCAGGAAACUUGAUUAACAGUACUCUGCUACAGAGUGUUCCUCCUGUGGUGCCUGCAGUUCCACUAGUAGGGUUACCCAAUGCUGCUAUCAACCCACCUCUUAUAGCUCCCCAAGCAGCAAUCCCUCCCAUGUCCAUGGGAAUAGCCCCCAGUGUUCCUCCAACUGCUGUGGGUAUUGCACGGCCCAUGGGUCCUUCCUUAAGCAUGGCAUCGGUGGCACCAACAACAGUUACAGCAGCACCAAUGGGUUUAACAGCAGGUGUGCCUCCUGUUGUUCCUACAGCUAUUCCUCAUGGUAUCCCUCCCUCUGCACCUUUAGUUACUGCCAUGGUUAUGCCCACAAGUGUGCCAACUUCUGUUCCUGUGGGAAUUGCCCAACCUCUCACCAAUGGAGCUGUGGUGGGUCAGAAUGUUGCUCCUCCCCGACCACCACCAGUAGCUGCAGUUCCAGUAUCAGGAGCACCUGCUGUAGAACGAGUAGCUUCUCUUGACUCUCCGUUAUCUGUGGGUUCUCCGUUGCAAGAGUGGGCAGUACCUCACCAAUCAAAAUUAAAAUACACUCAGCUUUUUAAUACUACUGAUCGAGCACGAUCAGGGUAUCUCUCUGGUCCUCAAGCUCGAAAUAUAAUGGUACAAACACAGUUGGCACAGCAAGUUUUGGCUCAGAUUUGGGCUUUAUCAGAUAUGGAUUCAGAUGGUAGAUUGUCUUGCGAAGAAUUUGUUCUGGCAAUGCACCUCUGUGACAUCGCAAAAGCUGGAGAGAAGAUUCCCACUCCAUUACCUGCAGAUCUGAUUCCACCUACAUUCCGAAGACAACGUCAGGGCAGCAUUCCUGGUGCUGCUGGUGCAGGAGAACCAGUGGAAGGAAAGGAUGCUGCUUCUAGUCUUCCUACUGUUACAUUUGAAGAUAAGCGCAAAGAGAAUUUUGAAAAGGGGCAGGCAGAAUUGGAACGUCGUCGCAAAGCUUUGCUUGAAAUUCAACGCAAAGAGCAAGAAGAACGUGAUCGUAAAGAGAAAGAGGAACAAGAAAAACGAGAAAAAAUCAGACAAGAACAAGAGCGUCGCAGACAACUAGAGCUUGAAAAACAGCUUCAGCGGCAGCGAGAGCUGGAACAAGAGAAGGAAGAGCAGCGCCGUCGUCAACAAGAACAGAGAGAGGCAGCUCGCAGGGAAAUGGAGAGGCAAAGACAGUUGGAAUGGGAGAAACAGCGUUGUCAAGAACUUCAGCAACAAAGACAACGAGAACAGGAGAAAGUGUUGCAAUUGAAGGCAAAAAACCAGAAUCUUACAAUUGAACUGUCACAAUUAAAUGAAAAGGUGAAGGAACUUUCUCAAAAGAUAAGUGAGACUCGAGUGGGAGUGUCUGGUGUUAAAACCACAAUUGAUGGAAUGCGCACUACUCGUGACUCUCAACUCCAAGAGAUGAGUGCAUUGAAAACUCGCCUGAAGGAACAGAACCAACGUUUAGUUGCCCUAAGUCAGGAGAAGGCUCGACUUGAAGCUCGAAAUAAGUUAAACAUGGCAGCUGAUUCUGCAACUCAGGAACAGGUGAAGCUUGCUUUCAGCAACAAGCAAAUAACUUUGAAACAACUGAGAGAUCGUCUUGCAGACUUGCAGACCGAGAUUGAAGGUAAAAUGGAGGAUAUUGAGAAUAAUAAUACUCAGUUGGGAGAGUUGAAGCGCCAGUUGGGUGACUUGGUGUCUGAAUGUGAACAAAUUUACAGUGCUUAUGAGCAGAAGCGAAAUAAAGUUUUAGAUAUGAAAGGGGGUAGGAGAGAUCCUUCAGAUUAUUCAACUUCAUGGGGUGAUUCAGCAUGGGAUACAGCUCCAACUACUUGGAAUACAACAGCUCCUACAAGUUGGCCAUCAGCUGAUUCAGAGCCUUCUGCAGCCACUACAAACAUGUUAAAAUACAGAGCCCUGUAUGAAUUUCUUGCUCGGAAUGCUGAUGAACUAUCAUUCCAACCAGGCGAUAUCAUCUUGGUAUAUAGUACUUUCUACAUUCCUAUUCCAUAUUAUGAAGUUCCCAAAGACCAGAAUGCAGAGCCAGGUUGGCUUGCUGGCGAGAUACGAGGCCAAACUGGUUGGUUCCCUGAAUCUUAUGUGGAACUGUUAGAGAGUCCUACUUCUGUUAUACCUUCUGAGGGUAUAACUGAUUCGAAUCUCAGUUUUGCUACUGAAGGUGUGGGUGAAGCCCUUCAAGGGAAGCGACCUCUAGAAGGUAUUGCAGAAGUUCCUGAGAACGUAAGUGAUAACGGAUCAGUACCUGAAGGUGGUGAUGUUGGUCCUCAAGUACUCAAUGAUAUGGCCAGUCCUGUUAUAGGCCAGGGUGUACUUGUUAGUGAUGUGGAAGCACAAGCUAUUUAUGUAUGGCGGGCCAAGAAGCCAUCACAUUUGUCAUUUAAUAAAGGUGAUGUCAUCCGAGUCAAAGAACAACAAGAAUUGUGGUGGUAUGGUGAACUUGCUGGAGCUCAUGGAUGGUUCCCCAAAUCUUAUGUCAAAGUCUCGUCAAAACCUGCAGAAUCUGGAGAAGGAGAAUAUUACAUGGCAAUGUAUCCUUACCAGUCAGUAGAGGAAGGUGAUUUGAGCUUCCAACAAGGUGAAAUCAUUCAAGUUAUUAAGAAAGAGGGUGACUGGUGGACUGGCAUGAUUGGUGAUAGACAAGGUGUCUUCCCAUCAAACUAUGUUCAGUUGAUGCAGGGAGAUACGGCAGUUCCCACAGAAGAUACUACUCAAAUAAUGCCUGCUGCAGAGGAACCUAUUCAAAUUUCAUCUACCACCCCUGUGACAGUAGCCCCAUCACCAACUCAAGUGGAGCAACCAACAGGAAGCAGCUCAGGAACCCCUGAUUUCACAUCAAGUGGUGCUGCAGCUGCUCAGCUGGAAGACUUAGGCGAAGACAGUGACUUUAAGGGAUGUGAUGUGUCUCCAAGAGAUUGUGUUCAAGGAAAAGGCAAGAAACCAGAAAUAGCUACUGUGAUUGCGCCAUAUCAAGCUACAAGUGGUGAACAGUUAGAUCUUCAACGAGGUCAAUUGAUUAUGGUGCGGAAGAAGUCAAGCACUGGUUGGUGGGAAGGAGAGCUGCAAGCAAAGGGUCGUAAGCGCCAAAUAGGUUGGUUCCCUGCUUCCUACGUGAAACUUCUUGGAAGUGGCAGUAAUCGUAGUACUCCUGUGCCACAUCAAAAAGCUGAAGAUGAUCUACCCCAACAACAAACUCCUGUGGAACAGAAGAAUCAGCCUACAGAGCACAAAGUUUCACAGGAAACUCAGCAGAUUGAAAAGGUGAUCGCUUUGUAUCCCUACUGUGCUCAAAAUGAGGAUGAACUGAAUUUUGAGAAAGAUGAUGUGAUAACUCUUCUGGCGAAGGAGGAACCAUCAUGGUGGCGAGGUGAACUAAAUGGUGUGUCAGGACUUUUCCCUAGCAACUAUGUUGCUAUGCUUUGAAGUUGCAAGCACAGCUGGCUACUGGCUGUGGGCCCACUCACCACUCAUCGAACACUACAAUUCUUGCUAACUAGCUUCCUGUGUGGAAGAGGCAUUGCCACUUUAGUGAAUAAAGUCAUUUUUGUAUUCCAAAGUUAUAUUAUGUGUGAUGGAUCACAUGUUUAUGGUCUUGUUCAUAUUGCUGUCAUUGCUUUCUUUAAAGUGGAUCCUACAGAACGCACGAGACAAGAUUACAUCUCUGAAUUAAUCAACACUGAAGAAGUUUACAUUCAAGACAUGGCUUUAGUGCAUGAAGUAUUUGAGAAACCCCUUCUUGAAGGUCAAGUUUUGUCUGAAAAACAAGUUAACAAAAUAUUUGUGAAUUGGAGAGACAUUAUAGAGUGCAAUCAUAUGUUUCUGAGGGCUUUACGAGUACGGCGGGACAUGAGCUCAGGAGGAGAGAUCAGAAUGAUUGGUGACAUUUUGUGUGAAAAUUUACCUCGAAUGACAGCGUAUAUACGAUUCUGUAGCUGCCAAUUAAGUGCAGCUUCAUUCUUGCAACAGUUGACAGAGCAGUCUUCUGAGUUUCGUGAUUUGGCACGUCAGUGUCAAGCUGAUCCACGAACUAAAGGAAUGCCACUUUCAUCCUUUCUAAUAAAACCCAUGCAACGUAUUACAAAAUAUCCUCUCAUAAUCAAGAAGAUUUUGGAGUAUACCCCUAAAGGCCACCCAGAUUGGCAAAAUUUACAGGAAGCAUUAUUGAAAGCUGAAGAGUUUUGUAAACAGGUAAAUGAAGGUGUACGAGAGAAAGAGAAUUCUGAUCGGUUGGAGUGGCUACAGAGACAUGUACAAUGUGAUGGAUUACAGGAAGAAUUGGUGUUCAAUUCUCUAACCAAUUCACUUGGUCCAAGAAAGUUUCUCCAUCAUGGUGUGCUUCACAAGGCUAAGAGUGGCAAGGAAUUAAUGGGUUUCCUCUGUAAUGACUUUUUCUUUAUGGCUCAGCCCAAUAAAUCUUUGGUUGGAAACAAUUCAUUCUCAUUUGAAAGAAAUACAAAUAUUACUUUUAAACUAUAUAAGAAGCCUUUGUUUCUCAAUGAAAUAGACAUAAUAACAGAUGAUAAUCAGACACCUGUUAAUUCUAAUGGUGUUCAAGUUGCGUCUGACUCACCAGAUGCCCAACGUGUAUUGCGUCUUCAAGAAAUGACAUCCACAGUUUGCCAUGUUCUUGUUACUCCAUCAGCAUCAGAACGAAAUUUGUGGUUGAAAAAACUGGAAGAAGCUCGUAAAAUGUUCUUGGAAAAUGAAAGUUCCCAUUUUCAAAGACAACAAUCCAAACAAGCCCAGUUUGGGGCAUGUGGCCGUGUGCUGGUAGUCGUCAUGGAGGGAGAUGGCCUGAAACAUAGUUCAGUUAGUGUUCGCCAGAGACCACUGAAGGGCAUGCUGAAAGUAGACAUUGUUAAAGCUGCAGAAUUAGACACAAACAAACAUAAAGGAAAAUGUGAUGCCUUCUGUGAAGUGAGUAUGGGAUCACAAGAAAAUCAUACAACAGUUGUGAGUGGUACUCUUAAUCCUCGAUGGAAUGCUUCUAUGCAAUUUCUUGUAAAAGAUUUGAAAGAAGAUGUCUUGUGUAUAACAGUAUUCAGCAGGGGACAUUUCUGUCCAAAUGAAUUUAUGGGAAGGACUGAAGUAAGAGUUGCUGAUAUAUUGCGUGAAACAGCCAAUUCCCGUGGACCUAUAAAUAAACGCUUAAAACUACGAGAAGUGGAAGCAGGAGAAAUUGUGCUCAAAUUAGACCUCCAUCUUUUCUCUAAACAUGUAUAAAUUAUAUAUUUUUUGUAGCAAAAUGCAUGAUUUUCAAGAAUCACUACAUUGAUUUUUCCCAAAAUAAGCUGUGAUAUAUGUAGACUGCAGUAUUAUUCUUUAUUUAGGUUAUUCAUUACUGUUAUCUUAGCUUUAUCGUAGUAUAUUUUUAAAUUGUCUUCAUCAUUUAUAUUUUUCUCAAAUGUUUACUUUCAAUUCUGUCAAAUCAUUUUAAAUGGCCUUUGAGGCAUGAUUUUGUAUUAUAUAUUUCUGAAGUUUUAUUCACAGAUGCUUCAUGAUUUUGAAAUAUUUUUUACUAGUCAUUAUUUCUUGUAAUAAUGACAAUACUCAAGCAUUUUUAAUAAACCAUAUUUAUGUACUAUGUAAUGUAUUUAAGAUGCAAGAAAAAAUUUCUUGUUGAACUGAAUAAAUAUUGGAAGACAGCUUGGUUAUUGAAGUUUUAAAUGUUUGAAAAGUAAAAUAAUUUUAUUUGGGCCUCGUAUUCUUCAAACCAAUGUUGAUAAUAAAUUGUAGGCUGCAUGCAACAAAUAGUUAAAUAUAAUAAUUUAUUUGCUAAGCUCUUUUAAGAACAAAUUUUAGCAAAUUUUAUUUUUCUUUACUUAUAAUCAGAAUAUUUAUAAAAAGUAUAAUUUUAUCCUUGUAAAUUCAGCUGUGAAUAAUAAGAAUUUACCAGCAUUGCACUACUAGUAAUAGAAACAAGACGACAAAGAAAAUGAAAGGAAAUUAGAAAAACCUUACUUAUGAGCCAAAUCACAUGAGUUUAGCAUUAAAAAUUAUGUAUUCUUUAAGGCACUCUAUUAGUGAAAACAGUGUUUUAUAUUUCAUCUUCAAAGCACUAGGGUACACUUUUUCAAAAUUUCUUCAUGGACAAGUGACGUGCUGUGAAAAGUAUGCUCAACAAUACAUUUUGUUCCCAGAUUCAGUUACUUGGUCAAGAUUUCAUUCACUUCCAAAGUAUAACUCGGAAGGAAAUAGAAAAAAAAUUCGAUCCUAUCAAUUCCAAUCUAAGAUACGAGGAAUUUAAGAUACUUGAUUCAGUGCUCUCGAACAACAAAAAAUUAAAAUUCUGUGGUGAGAGUCUAUUUUCUGAAAUGUCGCAUUGGGGGAGUAAUUUUCAUUAUUACUUGAAACAAAUAAGAAAAUUGUCUCGUGAGACUACUAUGGUGAAAUGUAUGUGUGCAAUACUCUGUACCCUCUCUGUAUCCUCUUUCUACUGUGAAGAAAUUUACAGGUUACACACAAUUAUACACUGUAGACGUCUUUUUGCCAUUACUCCAAAACUAAAUGUCUUCAUUGCAAGAGAAUAAAAAUAAAUUUGCCUAUUUGCAAUGCAUUGAAAAAAGCACCUGUAAAGUUCAGUCAUAUAACAAUGCCACAAAAUGUGUGACUCAUGAUUGUAUGCAGUUAAACACACAAAUGAAUGCAUACUGGAAAAAAUGAAGUUUCAUCCACAUGUUAUUAUAUAAUAAAAGUGAGAAUGUCUACCUAUGUCUUGUACUACACCAUAAAUAAUAUGAAAGAACUUUAGAUCAUCAUAAGUACAGGAGAUAUUUGUAUUAAAAAUGCAAUAGUUUAAUAUAAUUAAAACUAAUCUCAUGUAACGUUGCUAAAUUUUAUAUAUCGGAUUACGGGAGCAAAACCAUAUUCCUCAAAUGUUGUCAAAUAAGAAAUUAAAAUAUGAAAAUUAAUUCAUGAUUAAUGGUGCAAUAUUUUCUUACAAUUCCAAUGAUUUUCUGAAAACAUAGGGUUUUGUAUUUCAUUCUUAUUCAGUAAAGUUGUAAAGCAAAAAACUUAAGAAAACAACAUCCAAAUAGAAGUGAACUGAAGUUAUUUCUUGCUCAUGAAGAAG